This is a messenger RNA of Recurvomyces mirabilis, 813 nucleotides long. RefSeq lists its product as uncharacterized. Bases 1 to 813 code for a protein of 270 amino acids. NCBI's taxonomy places the organism in Eukaryota, Fungi, Ascomycota, Dothideomycetes, Mycosphaerellales, Teratosphaeriaceae. The transcript has a single exon. The record is from RefSeq and is a predicted model, not a curated record.
AUGACCGACACGAGGAAGAUGAGAGAAAUGACGGCUACGAGCGACCGUCACUUCUUCCGCCUACCAAGAGAACUGAGAGAUCUGAUCUACACUCAUCUGUCCACCAGAUCUGCUCCUGCCAGGCUCACCCACAAAUGGUUCAGGAGUGGCAAUUUGCCUGCAAAAGUGACAGGACUUCCUUCCCGACCAUUGCAGCUCAUCAACAAGCAAUUCCGCGACGAAUACACAUCGGUGGCUCUCAACACCAAGACUCUUGUGGUCGAGGACCAUAUCGCGCAAUACAAGCAAUUCAAGAUCACCUUCACCAUUCCGCGUCCGAUCACGGGAGUGAGGACAUUGCAUCUCAAGCUCCAUCUAAGCUCCAGCCUAGAUCUUGCGGAAGCAGAGUGUCACGAAUGCUGGAUCACUCAGCUUCUGCAAAAGCUUCCGAACCUGUGCAGAUUGGAGCUCGACGUCGUGCUCGAUCGUGCUGGGGAGCAAGUCAACCUCCUCAAAGCAUACAACGUCCAAUUAGACAUGCUCUUGAAUCUGCCUCAUGUCAAGUCUCUCAGGGUUUGGAAGACUGAGAACUUCCCGGAAGAUGAUUCGGGGACUUGGGAUUAUGGUCUGGUUACCGAUCACAUUGCGACAUGGGCCUUCUCAAGCAAUAGUUGGCUGGAACCCGGGGCGUCAUCAGCUUUAUCUUCGGCUGCUGUCGCGGCGGCAGAGGUCGCCACGACGAUCAGUACGGAAGCUAUAUUGGACGUGACUGAGGACAUGAUCUCAUGCGAACUAACAGCCAUGACUGAGUGUACAAGGAUAAGUUUGUGUUAA